CCGAUAGCCUUCAGUCCUCUAUCAGUCGGUGCGUGGCGGGGAGUCGAGUGCUCACAAACUAGCUGCUUAAUUUCUCAUUUCUCCCUCUUUGGUUAUUCUUUACUAUAAAACACGAAGCUUACCUAAAGACGGACUCGUCUCAUUUACCAUGCGCACGCCAAAGCCGACAAGGGAGUCCGAAUGAGAAUAAAUAAAAACACUUGAGGCUGGUGGCAAGUGUCCGCCAUAUUCGUUGUGCUGCGAGAGGCACACACACAGCUGUUCUCUCCUGCAUUGCCUCGCCGUGUGGAACUCCUCGUCUGUACCAGUUCCUGAAACACAAAGAAGCAGGUGCUCUCUUAUGCCUAUCGAAGUGUUCUGAACCCACUACAGACCAAGCCUUUGCCUCAGAAACACUCAGUAAAGUGUAAGGUGUCAAGGGGCGAUAUUGGAUUUUCUGGUGCUGUAAAUUCCUGGAUCUCGUUGCCCAAGUGAGGUUGAUGUUGGUGUCAGCUGUGUGAGGGAGGGGGCGACGCGCGUGUGUGGGGGCACAGGGAAGUUCGGCCAGUUGGUGCAACUCGGUCAUUGAUUGUGGUGGAAGAGGGAGGUGGUGGUGGUGGUGGUGCAUCCGAGUGACGUUGGAGCAGGCUGGAGGUGGCGGCGCAGGGGAAGUUGCAGAAGGGUGAGGGCAGUGCAGCAAGGUGAAGGAGGAGCAGGUGCUGCAGCAGGGAGAAGGAGGGACAGGUGCAGCACUGAGUGAAGGAGGAACGUGCAGGAGCAGGGUGAAGGGCCAUGGCAAUGCAGCCUUCUAGCAGUGCUGUGCGAGCCUUGUCCCUGGAAUACAGAGGACUCCAGGACGAGCCAGUGGAAGGCUUCUGUGUAAGCUCCUUAAACGACGACAACUUAUUCGAGUGGGAGGUGGCCAUAUUCGGGCCUCCGGACACGCUGUACCAGGGAGGCUACUUCAAGGCACAUGUCAAAUUCCCGCCGGAUUACCCCUACUCCCCGCCUUCCGUCCGCUUCCUCACCAAGGUCUGGCAUCCUAACGUGUACGAGAAUGGCGACCUGUGCAUCUCCAUCCUGCACCCGCCCGUCGACGACCCCCAGAGCGGCGAGUUGCCCUGCGAACGCUGGAACCCCACACAGAAUGUUCGCACAGUGUUGCUAUCGGUGAUUUCGCUGCUGAAUGAACCCAACACAUAUUCUCCGGCCAAUGUGGACGCCUCAGUAAUGUACAGGCGCUGGCGAGACUCCAAAGGGAAGGAUAAAGAAUAUGAGAACAUCAUAAGGAAGCAAGUGAUGUCGUCACGGGUGGAGGCUGAGCGGGACGGGGUGGUGGUGCCGCUCACGCAGGAGGAUUACUGCAUCAAAACCAAGGUCAAACCUGACGCAGAGCCUGUGGACAUGUACGACUUCUAUGAUGACGACUAUGAUAUUGAUGAUGACGACGAAGAAGAGGAGGAGGAGGACCUUUCUGGUAAUGCAGAAAUUGAUGACGGUGACGACAGUGGAAAUGGAGAGUCGUGAUAGGCUGGCGGUGGCAUUGGAGGACGUCUGGUUUCCGGCUCGAGUGCUUAAACGUCCAUAAGGAAUAGAAGACAGAAAAUAAGUCAUUCAUGGUAUACUUGUUCAUGGUGUUGCUGACGAUGUAAAUGGAUCUUGAGUUUCUCCUGAAGUGCUGUGGUGAUAUAGGAUGAAGGUUAGUGGAAACUUCCACCGCACCUCCUCCCAUACAUCAUGCUUCCCUCACACUCUUACUACUAUUGGCCCCACACAGCUGAAGACUAUGCCCCCAUACUUUUAAGGACUAGGCUCCUCAGAACUAAACAUUUGGCUGCACUUGAGGUACUUGCCUCAUUCAGCUGAAGGUUUAGUUCCAUACAGCUAAGGACUUAAAUUUGCUGGUUUGGACUGUGUCACAUUAGACUAAGAACUUUGUUUUCAGCUGAGGUCAAGUACAGUAGAAAUUAGCCCACACAUUGAUCCCCAGCCAAGGACAUUGCACCACAAUUGAAGGUUUAAUGUCACACAAGAAAUGACUUUUCCCAAAUGCAUAAUUUUUGGUUACACACAACAAGGGACUUUGCUCCAUACAGGUGAAAAUUAACGGUAUACAGCUGAGAACUUGGACUGUACAGACCUGAGGAGAGUCAAGUUCCCUCAGAACACAUGGUAAAUAACUGUUUUCCACACUAUGUGGUGUUCCAUGAAUUGAAAUGUGUGGAACCUGACUGGUCUUGUUCCUGACUUGUUCUUCAAACUGCUCCAGCUGUUUAUGAACUCUGGGUAUAACAAUAGCAACAAUAAUGUGAAAUAAUUUUUGCAAUUUUAUCUUCUGGUAAAUCAUUAAUUUUUAAUGUGAAGUUAUGAGAGGAAUAGUUGCAUAAGAAAUUACUUGAUGGUUGUUUCAUGAAUUACCUGUGUAAUGAAGAGGGGUCUGAAAUGUAAAGAAAAUGUGCAAUUACAGCAACUUUAUGGAUGGAAGACAUGUACUGCCUCCACUGAAAGUUUCAAAGUAUUGGCAUUAAGGAAAGAGUGAUUAUAGAGAUGAAUGUGACAUUGUGUUGCUUGGUGACCUGCCUCCCUGACAGUGCUUCAGUGAGAAAAUGUAAGGAAGGAGGACACUCAGGUUAGCAGUGUGUGGUGUAGGAUAAUACUUCUAGUAGUGAUAAUGUGUAUGUCUGAGAAAGUAUGCCAUUAAUACCAUGUCAAAAAUUCUCCAUUUCCUUUCUUAAAAAUUCUUGCUGCAAAGUAUGACUCCCCCUGUCAAGUUUUUUUCCACUUCACAAAUAAUAAAUCCAUCCAAAUUUAGAUAUAUACCUACUUUCUGCUACACGGCCUCAGUAUGACCCAACCACACAGUGAGGGCAUAUCACACUGUGGGUCACAUGUUAAGCUAAGCUAACACCUAGGCCACUUUUCAACCACCUUAUGGGCACUUUUCUGGGCCACCUUGGAGCUUCCUUCAUAGAUGCUGAGUGUUGGGAAUUUUGUUUGUAUACAAUGUAAAUUCUGAUUGACUCCCUUUGAAGUUUACUUUCCACAAACUAAGCUGCCCAAGGGGAGACUAUGUGGAAGAGUUGACUUGAAAGUUAAAUGGAGGAGGUUUACUGCAGGAGAUUCAUUGUACAUAACUCAUUGUCAUAUUUAUAAUCACCUUUUCUGUGAACAAAUGAUAUGAGGCAUGUUACCAUGAUGAGGAAACAACAUGAGUUUAAAGUGACAGUUCUCCUACAACAUUUCAGCAGCUCAAUGCCUGUGAAUGGACAUUUGCUCAUUUCUCUGUUGUGUUCUCUCAGUUAUGAUGUUGAAAGUAUUACCUUUAGUAGAGUUCAUAACGAUAUUGGCACAUGACCUCACAAAGUAUACCUUUUUGCACCAUAAAAGUCCUUGAAUUGAUAUAUUAGAAACUGAUUUUUAAUAGCAUUCUUUGUAGUAUAGUGUCAAAAAAUAUUCUUUGUAUGUAUGAUAUUUUUAAAGUUACAACAUCACGUUGAUUUGUGCGUUAAGCAUUUAAGUAUUUACCUGUCGUAUUUUGUUCCUAGUGCAGAUAUUUUUAUUGGAAGCAAAAGUCAAAGAGGUGUGAAAUGCUGUACUGAGCAGGAAACAGACUGCUGCACUUUUGUAUGAUAAGUAAUUUAAGGAGAUGCAGGCUUCAUUUAGUGUAAUAAAAAUAUUGUUACAA
This is a messenger RNA of Scylla paramamosain (green mud crab), 3664 nucleotides long. RefSeq names its product ubiquitin-conjugating enzyme E2 R2-like. Lineage: Eukaryota; Metazoa; Arthropoda; Malacostraca; Decapoda; Portunidae. The record is from RefSeq and is a predicted model, not a curated record. Gene Ontology annotation, biological process: ubiquitin-dependent protein catabolic process; protein polyubiquitination. Gene Ontology annotation, molecular function: ubiquitin conjugating enzyme activity.